Messenger RNA from Linepithema humile (Argentine ant), 1935 nucleotides. RefSeq names its product YTH domain containing 1 (gene Ythdc1). Gene Ontology annotation, molecular function: mRNA binding; N6-methyladenosine-containing RNA reader activity. Gene Ontology annotation, biological process: mRNA splicing, via spliceosome; regulation of alternative mRNA splicing, via spliceosome. Lineage: Eukaryota; Metazoa; Arthropoda; Insecta; Hymenoptera; Formicidae. The record is from RefSeq and is a predicted model, not a curated record. Gene Ontology annotation, cellular component: nucleoplasm.
AUGGGCAGCAACACAGACGGCGAGAACGCGAAUCUCAGUUCCGGCGAGAACGACAAUGGUGACGAGCUGAGAAUUGCCGCGGACGAGACUUACGAUACUCGCAGCGAGGUCUCCUCCAGCAGCUCCAACUCCGACUCCAGCCAUCCGACUAUCAGCACAGUCUCCAGCAAGUCGUCGCGUGGCGACAACAAACGCGGUAGGAGAACGAGGAACAAACGAGGCAGAUCCAGGGAUUCCAAAUCGUCCAGUCCUGAGCCGAAGCGAGCCAGAUCCAAGGAGAGCAAGGGCACUACCAAGAGCUACGACUAUGCCACCAAACUGAAUUACUUAUUUAGAGAUGCAAGAUUUUUCAUCAUCAAGUCUAACAACGCGGAGAAUGUGACGCUGUCUAAAGCCAAGGGAGUGUGGAGCACGCUGCCGCAAAAUGAAGCAAAUCUGAAUCAAGCCUACAGAGAAUCGCGGAACGUAUUGUUGGUAUUUUCCGUCAAGGAAUCGGGAAAAUUCGCCGGCUUUGCUCGACUGAGCACAGAAUCAAGGAGGGAUACUGGGCCAGUUUCUUGGGUUUUACCUCCUGGCUUAUCAGCAAAGGCUUUAGGCGGUGUAUUUAAAGUCGACUGGAUUUGUAGAAAGGAAUUACCUUUUACCGCCACACUACACUUGUACAAUCCGUGGAACGACGGCAAGCAAGUUAAAAUCGGUCGAGACGGCCAGGAAAUCGAACCCAGAGUCGCUGAGGAAUUGUGCAGACUGUUUCCAGAAGACGAAGGAAUCGAGAUGACGCCUAUUUUACGAAAGUCCAAGGAAGCAGGAAAGCACGUGACAAAGUCGUCACGUUAUCGCGAUAAGAGGCCGAUAAGCAACUCGAGAUUCUUGCGGAGAGGAGGACGAGGACGCAGACUCUUUUUGACCACGAGAUCGCGCUUAGCCUCGCUUGCCAGGGGUUCUCAUGGUGCUGCGGGGGAUCACAGGGGCUCCAGGGAUCACUCGUACCGUUAUACGCCGUGGUUCAAUCGCGGAGAUUCCCCUUACACAAAGAGUUACGGCAACGGACUGGGUGUCGCCGCUGCCGCGGAGGCUUACGUCGCGGAUUAUAUGCGCACAAUGCAACACCAGUUGCCUCCAUUGCCACCUUAUGGCCCGCAUCCCUAUGACAGUCUGCCACCGCCUCCUCCACCUCCAAGAUAUUAUGACGGCCUGCCACUACCUCCGGAUUAUAGCGCUACGACUUCAGCGUUGGAGAAACGUAGCUACGAAAGAAGUGUCGACGAGUUCCUAUGGAGAACAGCUAGCCGCCACAGUCGGCACAGUGAUCACCGCUCUUCCCGCGAUCAUCACAGAUACCGAGAUCGCAGAUAAGGCUCGACUCAGGCAUUUUUUCUCAUCGGUUCCCAUCGAUUCCCAAAACUUACUCCAUCACUAAUGAUAAAUGACAGAUUAAAUAAUGACAUAUCGUUUAUCAUUUUGAGAAAUCCAAAGAAAUCAGCAAGAUUAGGCAAAUAUAUAAUUAGCUAUAAUUAAACUUAGAUUCUGUAUAAAUUAAAUAAUUAAAUUUAAAUAUAAAAUGUGAAUUCUUUGAAAAAUAUAAAUCAAGGCUUUGAAGAAUUCUGGAAAUCGAUGGGUUCUACCAUAAUAAUGUACUCAUUAUCACCAAGGCAAUUACAAUCAUACUUCAAUAAUGUCUAAUUGUCAUUCAUCAUUAUGCUGCGUGACUACAGCAUGAUUCUCUUUGUUGUAAAGUAAUAUAGAUUAAUUAAAUAAGUUUUGUACUACUGAGUAUUAAAUCCACAAAUCUUUCAGUAAAUUUAUAACAUUUUCUGCAAUUACAAGCAAGAAAUGCAAUAAUAUUUAAAUAAGUAUUGCCGAUAAAAAGAAACGAAAAGAUUCGGAUGCAAUAAAAACUACAUUUUUCUGAAAAUUAUAUUUCUGUGAAUUUUU